CGAGAAACACACGUUUUACCAAACUCUUUCUCCCUUUACACAAACCAAACCAUCUUCUUGCAACAAAAUUUUCAAAUCAUCAUCUUCUUCUUCUUCUCCAUUACAGAUUUAGAACGAAAAUGGAAGAAGUUAAAACAGUGCAGAACAAGAAAGUGAUCUUGAAGAAGUAUGUAGAUGGCAUUCCUACAGAAGCAGACAUGGGAGUGAAGCUCGGAGAGACGAUUGAGCUUAAAGCACCAAAAGGGUCUUCUUGUUUCCUUGUUAAAAAUCUCUACUUGUCUUGUGAUCCUUACAUGAGAGGUCGUAUGCGUGACUUUCACGGUUCCUACUUGCCGCCUUUUGUUCUUGGUCAACGUCUCGAAGGGUUUGGUUUAGGAAGAGUGAUAGAUUCUGAUGACGUUAAUUAUAAGCCGGGCGAUAUAGUCUCGGGGAUUAUUGGUUGGGAAGAGUACAGUUUGCUUCGUAGUGUAGAUCACUUGCAGUUGAGGAAGAUUCAGUUAGAUGAUGACAUUCCACUUUCUUAUCAUCUUGGACUUCUUGGGAUGCCUGGAUUUACAGCAUAUGCAGGGUUUUAUGAGAUUUGCUGUCCUAAGAAAGGGGAUACUGUUUUUGUCUCUGCAGCAUCAGGAGCAGUAGGACAACUUGUUGGUCAGCUUGCUAAGUUGCAGGGCUGCUAUGUUGUUGGGAGUGCUGGUAGUAAGCAAAAGGUUGAUCUUCUUAAACACGAGAUUGGGUUUGAUGAUGCUUUUAACUACAAGGAAGAAGCUGACUUUGAUGCAGCUUUAAAGAGGUACUUCCCAGAGGGGAUCAAUAUUUACUUCGACAACGUGGGUGGAUCCAUGCUUGAUGCAGCUCUCCUCAACAUGAAAGUCCGUGGAAGAAUCGCGCUUUGCGGGAUGGUAUCUUUGCAAAGCCUCUCAAGCUCAUCACAAGGAAUCAACAACUUAUACAACGCGAUCCCUAAACGAGUAAGAUUAGAAGGGUUCUUGCAGAGCGAUUACCUCCAUAUCUUCCCACAGUUUCUUGAACACGUCAAGAGAUAUUACAAGGAAGGGAAGAUUGUAUACAUCGAAGAUAUGUCUGAAGGCCUCGAGCUCGCUCCUGCUGCACUUGUUGGGUUGUUUUCUGGGGAAAACAUUGGUAAACAAGUUGUUCGUGUUGCUAAGGAGUGAUUGUUUCUGAAAGUAUAUAUAUAGUGCAAGUGAUUACAGAACAAGUCAUUGUAUGAAAUAAAGUCGCCUUGUGUGUAACAUCUUCUUGCCCACCAAAGCAAAACGUUUUGAUCAGUUGGAAUAUGAUGAUAUAAUAAUCCUUCGGAUAUUUUA
Messenger RNA from Capsella rubella, 1325 nucleotides. Its product is annotated as 2-alkenal reductase (NADP(+)-dependent). The transcript is spliced from 5 exons. NCBI's taxonomy places the organism in Eukaryota, Viridiplantae, Streptophyta, Magnoliopsida, Brassicales, Brassicaceae. The record is from RefSeq and is a predicted model, not a curated record. The coding region runs from base 120 to 1172 and encodes 350 amino acids. Gene Ontology annotation, molecular function: oxidoreductase activity, acting on the CH-CH group of donors, NAD or NADP as acceptor.